Messenger RNA from Arabidopsis lyrata subsp. lyrata, 3059 nucleotides. Its product is annotated as zinc finger MYM-type protein 1. The transcript has 3 exons. The coding region runs from base 237 to 2768 and encodes 843 amino acids. The record is from RefSeq and is a predicted model, not a curated record. Lineage: Eukaryota; Viridiplantae; Streptophyta; Magnoliopsida; Brassicales; Brassicaceae. Gene Ontology annotation, molecular function: protein dimerization activity.
CAGGCCCGGCUUACAUAGGUAGGCCAGAGACUCUUAACUUCAAGAAAAGAACCAGAAUUGAAGCUCAAUCAUCUUGUGGCUGCAACUGUAACAAACGUGUGUCUAAUUGUAACUUCGUAAAUUGUGCUUCCACUUGGUUUUUGGCGACAACAAUCCUUGUUAAUUGUAAAUUGCCACCGCUCACUGCCUCGCCUUUGUUAAUCCAGGUGCUAUCUUUUAAUAAAAUACUUUUGAUCAUGGUUUUGUGUGGAAAUGACAAACUAAAGAAAAGAAAAAGAGAUGAAUUGUUUAUUCAAUCUCAAAGAGGGGCUAUGGAUAAAUUUAUUAAAAAACUAGGUGAUAAUGCUACCGUUUCUCAACAAACUGAAAACGUGAAUGAUUUAAAUGGUUCCAAUAAUAAUGUUCCAAAUGCAUUUGAAAGUUUGAAUGUUCAUGAGCAAGAAACUUUUUCCUUGAGUAUCGAUAAUGAUCCUAAUAGAUUGAGUGAGCAUGAUAAUGUGUCAAAUGCAUCUUUACUUGAAAGUUUGAAUGGUCAUGAACAACAAAGAUUUCAUUUUGAUACUUUUGAUCCUAGAUAUUGGGAAAAUCUUGAUAAUAAAACGAGAGAUGAGUUAGUUGCGUGUGGACCUAAAAGAGAAUUAAAUUUGACUUUUCCUCUUGAUAAGUAUUAUAGACAUUUCUCAUAUCGAUAUUAUUCUAGAAAAUUGAGUAAUGGAGAAACUUGUGAUAGAAAAUGGUUAGUUUAUUCGAAACAUGUUAAUAAAGUUUAUUGUUUUUGUUGCAAGUUGUUUAAAUCUCUAGGUUACUUAAGUGUGCUAGCAAAUGAUGGAUUAAAUGAUUGGAAGCAUCUUAGCGAGAGACUUAAAAAGCAUGAGAGAAGUGGAAAACAUAUGGCUAACAUGAAAACUUGGAAUGAAAUGCUAGUUAGAUUAGAGAAAAGUCAAACUAUUGAUAAAGAAUUACAAAGAGAAAUUAUAAAAGAGAAAGAAAGGUGGAGGCUUGUUUUGAUUAGAAUUAUUGCGGUUGUGAAGUGUCUUGCUAAACAAAAUUUAGCUUUUCGUGGGUCAAAUGAGAAACUUUACCAAAAUAGUAAUGGUAAUUUCUUAGGUAUGAUUGAAUCCAUAGCCGAAUUUGAUGUAAUAAUGCAAGAUCAUAUAAGGCGCAUUCAUACUCGUGAAAUACAUCAUCAUUAUCUUGGUCAUAAUAUUCAAAAUGAAUUGAUCUCUCUUUUGGCUCAUAAAGUUCAAUUUUCUAUUAAGAAUGUCAUAAGAGAGGCCAAAUAUUUUUCUAUCAUUCUUGAUUGUACCCCGGAUAUAAGCCACCAAGAACAAAUGACUUUAAUAGUACGAUGUGUAAGGAUUUUAGAUAAGAAGGUCAAAGUAGAAGAGUACUUUUUAGAGUUUCUUAUCAUAGAUGAUACAUCCGGAUUAGGUAUUUUUGAAAGAAUAAUUGAUGCGCUAAAAUCUCUAGAUCUUGAUGUUAGAAAUGUGAGAGGUCAAGGUUAUGAUAAUGGGUCCAAUAUGAAAGGAAAGCAUCAAGGGGUUCAAAAGAGAUUGUUUGACAUUAACUCAAAAGCAUUAUAUAUGCCUUGUGCUUGUCAUAGUCUAAAUCUUGUAGUAAGUGAUAUGGCUCAUUCUUGUGUGAAAGCUAUUUCUUUUUUUGGAGCAUUGCAACGAAUAUAUGUAUUAUUUUCUAGCUCUACAAAAAGAUGGAAAAUUUUGCUUGAUCAUGUUCCUUACUUAACUAUGAAAUCUUUUUCUAAUACUCGAUGGGAAAGCCGAAUAAAAAGUGUCAAAGCUAUUAGGUUUCAAGCUCCUCAAGUGAGAUUAGCUUUAAUCGAUCUAUAUGAAUCAUGUGAUGAUGCCAUAACAAAAAGUGAAACGGAAAGUUUAGUAAAUUCACUUGAGAAUUAUGAGUUUUUACUUGGUAUGACUAUUUGGUAUGAAAUUUUGUUUGUCAUGAACACGGUAAGCAAGAGCUUACAAUCCAAAUCGAUAUGCAUUGAUAGUGCUAUAAAACAAUUAGAAGGUAUAAUCUUAUAUUUUGAAAAGUAUCGAGAUGAAGGGUUUAGUUCUUGUUUGAAAGUAGCUCAAGGUCUUGCUCAUGAUAUGAAUGUUGAUCCUAUAUUUCCAAGUAGGCGUCGUGUCUUUAGAAAAAAACACUUUGAUGAGAAUGAUCAUGAUGAAGAAGCAUUAUCGGUCGAAGAUGAUUUUAGAGUCAAUUAUUUUCUUGUUGUUGUGGAUAUGGCAAUUUCUUCGGUAAAGAAUAGAUUUGAACAAAUGAUGACUUUUAAAAGUGUAUUUGGAUUUUUGUUUGAUUCAUUGAAAUUAAAAUCACUUGAUGAAAGUGAAUUAAAAGAGCAUUGCAUUAAUUUUCACAAAACAUUUUCUCAUGAUAAUGUCUCGGAUGUUGAUUUUAAUGAUUUUUUUUCAGAAUUAAAAGUUUUGCAAAUGUGUUUAUCCCAAGUGUCAAUGACACCUAGUGAAGUGCUUGAGUUUGUAGAAAAUGUAGGUUGUUAUCCGAAUGUUUCAAUUGCUUAUCGAAUCCUAUUAACAACACCCGUGACGGUAGCUUCGGCCGAGAGAAGCUUCUCAAAAUUGAAGUUAUUAAAAAAUUAUAUGAGGUCCUCUAUGUCUCAACAAAGGUUGAAUGGUCUAGCUAUUCUAUGCAUUGAAAAAAGUUUGUUAGAAAGCAUAGACUUUGAAACUGUCAUUCAUGAGUUUGCGUCAACUAGAGCUCGUCAAAAUCGUUUCUUUAUUCCGAAAUAACUAUUGUGUUUUGUUUUGUUGUUUUAGAUCCAACGGAAGAAGGAUGCAUGAGAUAUGAUGCAAUAUAAAGGAAUGUGGUAGAUGAAGACAUGGAGCUUAAGACAUGAUUAUAUGAAAUGGUUUUUGUUUUUAGCAUGCUUGAAAAGGCCCUUUUUGUAAGUCGCCCUAAGGCUUCUCGAUUGUUAGAGCCGGGGCUGCUAGUCAGAAUCAAGCCACUCGUUUGGUUAACUGUUAUUAAAUGUAGGCUUUGAAAUUGUGUGACGCAAGACUUUUGAAAACCUCUUAAACAUA